Molecule: messenger RNA, 893 nt
Organism: Drosophila hydei
Lineage: Eukaryota; Metazoa; Arthropoda; Insecta; Diptera; Drosophilidae
Gene: Hsp26
Product: heat shock protein 26
Exons: 1
Coding region: 91-726 (211 amino acids)
Biological process (GO): response to heat; protein refolding
Molecular function (GO): protein folding chaperone
Source: RefSeq, a predicted model, not a curated record
CUCUCCUCAGUUGAAAAAUAAUAUUCAUCGAGUGAAGAACUUCGCUGUGCGAAAUAAAUAUCUAAGUUGUUUUAAAAAUUAAAGAAGAAAAUGUCGCUGUCUCAACUAAUUUCUUUGGUUAACGAGCUGCAGGAGCCUCAUCGUCCUCUCUACGAUUACGGACUGGGCAUUCAUCCCAUUCAGCUGCGGCAACCAAAAACUACUCAACAGAUUCUAUUGAAUCCCUGGCAGUGCGUACAUCCUGAAUGUCCAACUUCGGCGAUCGGAAAGAUUUUGGGCAGCCGUCGCAGCCGUGACAUGGCAAAGCCAACAAAUGGAGCGGGCGAUGGUUGGCACUGGCCUGUCUCGCAGGUGGGCAAAGACGGCUUCCAGGUGUGCAUGGAUGUCACUCAGUUCACUCCAAGCGAACUAAGUGUUAAAGUAGUGGACAAUUUUAUUAUCGUCGAGGGCAAGCACGAGGAACGUGAGGACGAUCAUGGCUUCAUCUCGCGCCAUUUCUUGCGUCGCUAUGCCCUGCCCCAAGGCUACGAUGGAGAUAAGGUGGUCUCCUCUCUGUCCUCCGAUGGCGUACUCACUGUGAGUGUACCCAAACCACAACCCCUUGAGGACAAAACCAAGGAGCGUGUGAUCCAAAUUCAGCAAGUAGGUCCAGCUCAUCUGAACGUCAAGCCCAACGAGGAGGAGCCGAAGGACAAGGCUGCCACCAAUGGCAAUGCAGCCAAGUAAUCGUUGGACGCUGGAAAUUGGAGGCUAACGAGCAACCUCUGAAACUGUGUCAUCCUCAUUCCUCACUAAACCCCAUUGUAUUUAUUAAAAGUCAUAUUUAUUGUAAUGAACAGAAGACUAAAUAAUCUAGUAACAAAUAAUUCAACAAUUCCAACUGAAUUAAAAAU